ACACCUUCAUCUCUUUCAAAUUCAUCGUCCCAAGCAAUCCAGCUUAAUUUCAGAGUUCAAAUAAUUUGUGCUAAUUAAACCAAUAGAGAUAAGCUAGCAAGACAUGGGGCACAAAGAAAAAUCUAAAGAGCGAAAAGAGAAGAGAUUGCAAGAGAUAUCUCUUCUGAGGACCAUUCCAUAUGCUGAUCACCAGAGGUGGUGGUCUAAGGAAACAAUUGCCGUGGUUACUGGAGGAAACAGAGGAAUUGGGUUCGAGAUCUCUAGACAACUUGCUGAUCAUGGAGUAACGGUAAUACUAACAUCAAGAGAUGCUAGUGUUGGUGUUGAAUCAAUCAAGGUCUUGCAAGAGGGUGGUCUUCAGGACGUGGCAUGUCAUCAACUUGAUAUUCUAGAUACUUCUUCCAUCAACCAAUUCUGUGAGUGGUUGAAGGAAAAUUAUGGUGGCUUAGACAUUCUGGUAAAUAACGCCGGAGUUAAUUUCAAUUUUGGGUCUGAUAAUUCCGUUGAAAAUUCGAAAUUGGUUAUUGAAACAAAUUAUUAUGGCACCAAACGUAUGAUUAAAGCCAUGAUUCCAUUGAUGAAGUCUUCCUCUGCUGGCGGACGCAUUGUAAAUGUGAGCUCGCGUUUAGGUCGACUAAACGGGAAGCGAAAUAGAUUGGAGAAUGAAGCAUUGAGGGAGCAACUAAGUGAUGAGGAAUCCCUUUCAGAGGAAGUGAUUGAUGGGAUGGUAUCAACUUUUCUGCAACAAGUGGAAGAUGGAAGUUGGAAAUCAGGAGGAUGGCCUCCAACGUUCACUGACUACUCGGUGUCAAAACUAGCAGUUAAUUCUUACACAAGGUUCAUGGCAAAGAAGCUUUCUGAGAGACCUGAUGGUGAAAAGAUUUAUAUCAAUUCCUAUUGCCCCGGUUGGGUGAAAACCGCUCUCACAGGUUAUGCAGGAAGUGUUUCAGUUGAGGAUGGUGCUGAUUCUGGUGUCUGGCUUUCCCUUAUUCCUGAUCAAGCUAUUACGGGCAAGUUCUUUGCAGAGAGACGGGAAAUUAACUUUUAAGAAGUUUGGAAUAAUGAAUGUUAGUUGAAGAAUCAAUCAAAUUGGAACCAGCUUCACCAAAUUGAAGGAAAUAUGAUUCGGUACAGUGUGUGUGUUUGUGUUUGUCUGAAGGACCAUUUUGUGUUUUCAGAUUGAGAAUGAUAGAUUACCAAAACAAUUCCUCAAUGUCACCACAUACACAAGUGAUUAUUCACUCCUUGGAAGUCUUACUUACCGUACGUGUUGAAUGUUACUGUUAGUAUUAUUCUGAGUUAUUUUGUAAUUUAGUGACGAGUGCUUCAUUAGUCAGUGAUCACUGAUGCUUAAAGAAAGCAAGUUACUGCAUGUUUGUUAGUACUUAAAAUAUGCUAUCUUGCCU
Messenger RNA from Glycine soja, 1406 nucleotides. Its product is annotated as (+)-neomenthol dehydrogenase-like. NCBI's taxonomy places the organism in Eukaryota, Viridiplantae, Streptophyta, Magnoliopsida, Fabales, Fabaceae. The transcript is spliced from 4 exons. Bases 104 to 1048 code for a protein of 314 amino acids. Gene Ontology annotation, cellular component: membrane. The record is from RefSeq and is a predicted model, not a curated record. Gene Ontology annotation, molecular function: oxidoreductase activity, acting on the CH-OH group of donors, NAD or NADP as acceptor.